CAAAAUAGCGAAAAGCAACUAUAUGGUAUAACUAUUGUGGAAUUCAGGUAUAUAUGACAUAUGUAGCAGUUUAUCGUUGACAUGCAAUCGUGUAAUUGUUAAAAGAAAAGAAAGAAAAAAACAGAAGAAAACUGUAUCCGAAUAAACGAUAGCUGGAGGGCAUUGGAAAAGAAUUGAAACUCAUCUUUAAUUUGUUAAUUUACAUCCGUGAUAUACUAAUCACAGUCGGGUCAUAACCUUGUUAAAAAUGGAAGUUUAUUUAGCAAUUACUGGAUGGACAUUAGUAUGAUAAUGAUGAGAUAAAGGGGAGAUCUGCACAAUUUCGCAGAUCAUACGAAAGCCUUAUCUAUGCCAAUAGCAGUUUUACCAUUCAUUCCAAAAAAAUUUUGUUUUAAAAACAAGUUAAACAUGCUUAAACCUAGCCUGAUUCUCAGACGUCCGAGGUCGUUCUCAGUCCCUUUCGCUCCUCUCCCUCUCGACCGCGAACGACCACGGACGUCUGAGAAUCAGGCUAGCUUAAACCGCGAUCGAUGCUACGUUCUCGUCUUCAUUUGCCAGCUUCUGGGCAAGUUCAUGAUAUAAAGUAGGUUAAGAAAAUAUCCGACACUUCGCGAUAAUAAUGUCUCAUCAUGUUUACAUGAAAGGUGUGGAGAGGCUGUCUAAUAGAAGAGAAUUUACCGCGAAAACACGGUGUUUGCAUACCAUUUUUGUUUUUUUUUUAAGUGCUCUGAUAGCAUUCAAUAAUCUUCAGAGAGGCACCAAGGGAUGGCAAUUUUAUUUUUUUCCCCACCUGAGCUGGCUACCUCACCCACCUGGGGUCACCCAACCCCAUGUAAAUGGGCCCUAAGAUAUAUUUUAUUUUCAGAGAAGGAAGUACCAUUGCUAUUGUUCGCCUACGAUUUGAAAGAAACAUCAGCGACCCCUUAAAGCCUUUGGAAGACGCUAUCAAAGAUGGCAUAUUGGGGCGGAAUAUCAGAGUUGAUACACAGCUCCUUAAUACAAGUAUGUCAAGCCCCAAGUCAAUCCAGUAGUUACCAUUAGUUUAUUUUUAACAAAGCUGACAAACAAACAAACGUGAUAGGGAUACUUAAGGGGAACUUACAACCUGGCUCAUAAUAUAAAUUCCACCUCAAAUUGCACGGAAAUACCAGUCUAUCAAGUGUAAUUUAAUAUCCAGUUCACAGUGAGUUAUCAAAAUAUCAUUUAUUAUUUUUUUAUUAUACCUUCAUAAAAUUCGCCCACCUCGGUCAGUAUGUCAACGAAUUGGCCGAGGAAGCAAACUCCAAAUUAACUGAAGAAAAUGUCAAGUGACAGUGCAAAGUGCAAAACUGAAAAUCAGUUAACCGUUUAAAACCUGAAGUUGGCGAUUCUAGCUUAAAGGAAAAGUCCAUUUUAAAUGUUUUGGAUAGAUUAAACUUCAAGUUAUAUCUUUUAAUUUGACAUCUUUGCAAACUAAUAGUAUAUAUUUCAAAGUGAUAUGAAAGGAAAAAAAGUGAUACGUGUAUUUUGUUCAAGAAAAAAAACGAACAGGUUUACCUUCCUCUUUGGCAAAAGAACUUGGAUAUUUCGUUUCACUUUCCUGCAUAAGAUUGGUCUAUUUUAGACAGUAUGAACUCCUCAGAGUUGGUACACUAAAAUAAUAAUAAUACGAUGACGAUGACGAUUACGGUAAUGAUGAUAAAGAUUUUACCUGUAAUUUCAACGUUACAAUUUAUGUGAACAUGGCUUCAGUGAGUGUCUACAGGUCCUCUGCUAAGUACCAAGAAUUUCACCCUGCCCACCAGGGACAUUGGGUUACUGCCUGCGCCUCUCCCCUGGUGACGCAGCAGACGCCUGAUUCAGCUGGCUCGGGCAAAGUAAACAUAAGAUGCCAGUCAAAUCCCCUAGUAAACACUGCUCUUUACAAGGGAAUGUGUUAAAAUAGCCCCCUCACUACCCCUCUAGUUUUGCCCUCAAUCCUGAGCCACCCAUCCACCUUUAAGGCAGUCCCUGGGUCCACCCGUGCCGUCAAAGACGUCAAGAACUCUACCUUUUUGGAGACCGAAGUGACCCAGAGCCGGGCUGCGCCCGGAACCAAGCGAAAACCUACUGGCCACGUUUUAAGGAACUCAGACAGAUAUAUCUAGCCUAUUUUUUGAGAACCAACCUAACGAAAUUUGCCGUCAUUGAGUGAAAAGGCUUCAAAAGGCAGUUUUUUUGGGCCUUGUAAGCUCAAAAAUCACACUAACGAAUGAAAAGGAAAGGAGAAAAAGCAAGAGCGAGGAGGAAGAAAGUAGGAGAAGAGAAAAAAAAAUGGUUACGCUCUUAGUUUCUAUAACUGCUCCUUUGAAAAAACUGUUGGACGCAAAAGGUCCAUUUCACGGUAACGUUUUAAAAAAUCCGGCUAGGAUAUUCUGGGAAAUAAGCAGCUUUCUUUGAUGACAAAUUUCCUGAAAAGACGUCGUUUGCCACUUGAAAAUAGCACAUUUUGAAAGAUUACUAGAAUUCUUUGCAAACAACGUUGGCCAGAAAUCCUGUGUUUUCGAAGAAGGAGGCCACCUCCGGACCCAGUUUCGCCUCAUUUCUUCUCUCCUGUCACCAUUCAAUGACAUCUUCCGGCCGCACCAGCUGGAAACUCUAGGCCACACAGCUUAACUUGAUUUACAUAAAGUAAAUAUUGUAAAGAAACUCAGCUCUUACCCAUUAGCCUUUUAAGGUGACUCUACUCUUGGUUCCUGGCUAGUAAAGAAAGAUUGAAUUCAUCUCCAUCAAAAAGAUAUUCUCAACCCGGCCAUCUCUAGCUGCUUUAAGCCGGCUCUACUCGACAGAGGCAGCUUAAGACUUAAGCUAGCCCUAAGCAGAGCAUUCAAGGCCACGUCACCCCUCAGACCUGACACGGCCUCGCAGCCGAGCACGUGGGUGAGGGGAAACCUUUCACUGGCGAAUCGGCCUGAAACAUUUCAAGAAUUUGGGAUGACAAACUGACGGCUGACAGAUGAUCAAUGAACUGAGUCUCCAGAGAGACUAACGGAUCAUACCACGCUUUUCCAACACCCUCCCCUUCUAGGGAUUGACAUGGAGGCUCCUUCCCUCCCCAUGGCAAGUUAACUCAGAGACUGAGCUUGACGACAACCAAGACAGCAACCCCAAUGAAAAUUCUCACCGCAGUCACCAGAAAAUAAUGGCAAUUUCAACGUUACAUCAUCUUGAUUUCAUUCCUUAUCUGCAUUUCUUACAGUUUAUCUGCUCAGGUUCUUUCACUGUCAGAGAAGUUUCUACCAGCCGGGUGUAAAAACCGUCAAUUUCGCACAAUACUGACUGCGUUUGUUUCUACUAUCCAUGAUCCUUCUUUUCGAAGAUUGAAGUGUUAUAUUGGUAGAAGAAAAAACCGGCCACACCUGCCAACGGCAAGGAUAAUCAUUUGUUUUAACUUGUUAAGUUUGCCUCAAAAAUAUAAAACUCGAUCAUCGAGAGAACAUUUUUCUUAAAAUCUUAAUUAAUUGACAAAUUGGUGACGGGUUUAAGAAAAGAAAUCAUGGAAUUUCAUAUGAAAUAUUUAACACUUCACGUCUGGAAUGACUGUCCAUCGCACUUAAAUAAAAAUUUAUGAGAGGAAACAUCAUUUUAAAUGCCAAAAUCUAAGCUUAAAUAACUAUUUGUAAGCCAAUAAGUAUGUUUAUCUUUUAUCACAAACGCCAAUUUAUUUAUCCAAAGAGAGUAAAUUUGACACCAAUUUGCCAAUUUAUAACAGGGCUAAAAACAGGAUGUAUUUUUUUGCUUAGAGCUAGCAGCUGGGCCUUGUAAAUGGGGGAGCUUAUAGGUAGGGGCUUAAAAAUCGGAAGUUUACGGUGGAUUUAAGAAUUGGGGCUCGAGUUAAGGACUUUUAUAGUGGUAGUCACGCCCGAAAGCCCUGCAAAUAAAAUCCUGUGCUGAUAACACUGACGUUUGUGUUUAUUACAACAGGUUUAUUGUAUUGAAACCAAAUUUUAAUUCAGUUUUACUUUCUCGUAUUUUUUUCAGCAAUGCAUCCUCCUACGCCUUCGACAACGAGUAAGUAAUUUACACAAAUUAACAAUCAGGCGAAAAGGACAACAAUGCUGCAGUUUACGGUAGAUUUAAAAGGGUUUGGGCACACGUUAAGGACCUCAAUAUCAUAGGUGACGAAUUUCUCCUUAAUUUUGGCGCGAAAUUUCAGCGUUAAUCCUUCCGUACGUCUCAGUGUCAAGAUGGCGACGGAGUUUUAAAAUGUCGUGAAUGAAGAUGUUAGGGCACAAAAAGACGUCUUAGAAAACCUGAACAUACGAAAGAGAGCAUUAAGAAGGAUUCUAACAGGUAUUUUGUUAGAAAAUUUCGAAAAUUCUGAACUUAAGCCAAAUUUAAGAGCCAGUCUCUGUAAGAUCCUCAUAUCGAGUUUUGCCCACAAAAUGGAUUUCGCUCAUAAUUUUUCUGUAGACUUCCUUUAAUAAGUAUAUAACAAAUAUGAAACUNGUUUAUUACUAUAGGUUUAUUGUUUUGAAACCAACUUUCAAUUCAGUUUUACUUUCUCGUAUUUUUUCAGCAAUGCAUCCUCCUCCGCCUUCAACAACGAGUAAGUAAUUUAAACAAAUUAUCAAUCAAGCGAAAAGGACAACAAUACCCAGUGUUUUAGAGCACUGAUGUCAUAUUAUCCCGGGGGACGCCGGGUACUUCCUUAUAAGAGGCUAAUGGGGAUGUGCCGUUGGAUGGGGCCGCAUUUUCACCACUAGACUGCGAGCAGUCUCUCUUUUUCUUCAGAUUUAGCAAGGGGAGUCCACGCGCGAGAAACGAGGGCGUUUUACUCGACAAACCAAGAAAAAAAAGAGAGACUGCUCGUAGUCUAUUUCACGACUGGACUGACUAUAAUGGUGUCGCAUUUUCAAUGCAGUUACUAGUAUGAGGUCGCACAUUUUCGGAUUUUUGGGGGUAAGAAAGUUCUUCAUAUUUACGGUUAGCAAACAUACCAGAAUGUUUGUACUGUAGAUGAAAAGUAAAGUGUUCUUCAUUCAAUCUAAAAAAUGGGUAAGUUCGUAAAAUUAGAAAGUGACUAAGUUGGGAUCGCGAAAAUUACAUAUUCUAAGAUGGGGUCUAUAAUUGGCCACAGAAUAGACUAUAAUGGGGUAGGGGCUCUGAGAGGACAGCAGCACAUACCAAGCAAAAAUUAACCUCCCCCCCCCUCCCCGGGCAUAUUAUCUCUCUUAGGCACUUUUAGCAAAAGUGGGGGCGAAGGCAGCAAAAAAUGUCGCCGAUGUAAAGGACCAUCUGUUGCUUAGGCUAACAAUGUUACGUUAACGAUCAACUGUUACGUCAACCGAAUGUAAUACGUUAAUAUUCGUCACUGCGAUUUAACUACUUAUAACCUAAGAGAGAAUGAAUGCAUGCUCGCCAUUCCACAAACCUGCACUGAGUUUUAUAAAAGAGCCUUUGUAAUAUAUAGCGGAAGUGUGUUGCGGAACAGCUUGCCUCUGGAGGUUCGGCAAUUAACAUCCCUUAAUGUUUUUAAACCAACACUAAAAAACCUUCAUUUCGAUUGCGAAAUUACUUAAAUUAGCGAUACGCAAUUUUUAAACACGUCUUCCUUGUAUAGCAGGUUUUUUCUUAUCAUCUUUCUUGUUUAAUUGCGUUCGAGGUGCGAGAACGCAACCCCUAAUUUGUGUUGGGUGUUUUGUGCAUAAUUGGGUGUCCUAAGGAAGGUUUUUUGACAUUGCCUUUUCGUCGUCGUCGUCCACACACAUUUGCCUCGCUUUGAGGCGCUUGCUUAAGUUUUGCCUCACUUUGAAGCGCUAACUCAUGUGGUGAUUCUUGUUUCCUCGGCGUUCAUCUUUCAAAGGUUUGCUGAGGUCAGAUAUUCUGUCUUCGUAAAGCGUUCAUCUUUUAAAAAGUUUGCUGAAUCUUCGUAAAGCGUACAUCGAUCUGUGUUUGCUGAAUCGUCCAAAGCGUUCAUCUUUCAGAAGUUUGCUGUUAAAUUUUACUUUGGAUUAACCCUUCAUAUUUUUCAGCAUGGUUCGUCACUGUCUUUGGAGAAUGUCUGCGACUCCUGGUGCAUGCAUCAAACCGGGUUUAGUUCGGUGGCCGUUGUGCCACAAAGUAAAUUUACCGAGUUGUGUUGCUCGCCGGCCGUUGUGUCACAAAGUAAAUCUACCGAGUUGUGUAGCCCGGCGGCCGUUGUGCCAGAAAGUAAAUCUACCGAGAUGUGAAGCUCGGCGGCGCCAUUUGAUCAUGACUUGUCAUAUUUUCGGCACCGGACAAACGAACACUUUAACUCUAUGUUAUUUAUUAGGAAAAACUUAUAAACCAGCCCACAGUAGCGCCACUCUCGAGUCACUGAAAUCAACACGCUCGAACAAAUUACUGGAAAAGUUAUUGACGUGAGCCGCACACACGUUCCAUUGAACGCAUGGACAGGGUUAGUGCGAAGUGUGAAUUCAGAUGUGAAAGCUUUUAAAACAGUAAAUUCAAUGUAAUUCAUUUAGUCAACAAGUUGAUGGUUGGAUGCUCUUAAAAAUAACAGAGAAAAUUAUCCGAGGAAAUGUUUUUGAAAAAAGAAAAAGAAUCCCGGGUUAAGCACUAAACGGCCUUUGAUCAACUGCGCCCUGUAACUCGCGCCAUUUACACGCCCGACGCACUCUGGCCAAUGUCUCCUCCGAUUACAAGCACUUGACACCGAACCAUACGAUAUCUUUUGAAAACGUUCUUAUAAUGAUACACAGGUUAAAUAGAGGUUUCGCUGUACGCAACCCUUACGUUCAAAAUAUGUCAUAAUCGCAUUUAUCUAUAUCGCAACUACCCUUCCGCCUCAACUGCUACCUGUAUGCCUUACAAACAUAUCGAACGCACUCCCCUAAGCUCCGAUUACUCCUAGUUUUUAUCUUAGGUUCUAGUUUAGUUUGGUAGUUAGUUUCUAUACUUAAAUGAAAAUGUACCUGAAGGAAAUACCGUGUAUAAAUAAAGUCAGCCUUACCUUACCCCGAGGGUUCUGAUGUCACAUGACGUCAUAGAUCUGCCAUUUUGAAUUUUGAUCCCACAGAUACCCAGUUUCAGCAAAAAUAUAACAGUUUACUCUUCCAGAAUAUUUUUAGAUAUAAAUAGUGCCUGUAGUCUCCGAUUGGUGACUUUUUCCUUUUUAUUACUCUGACUCAUAGGACCCAGGUUUGCCUUUACUAUUUCAUGCUUCCCCUCUUACAUGGUGGCUCACAUAGCACGUGACAGUUUGCCCUCGGGAGCUGAUGUUAGUCUUCUUCAUCUUAACGAUCCCAGCUGUGGUGUGAGUUAUGUGACCAAAAAGAGUGUUAUUAUAAAGGCUUCACUGAAAGGCUGCGGAACAGUUCGGAGGUAAAAGUGAACUCUGAAAUACGUAUCAUUAAAAUGAUCUGGUAAUUAGUGAGCAGUAAGUCCUCGCGUCAUUUCAGCGCUGUUAAAUGUUUUAGGUAUCAAAAUCAAUAUUAUAUUGUUAGAUAUAUUUUGGACCUCUUAAAUGCUUCAAAAGUCCUGUCAGGAGCCUGCUCGGCCAGGUUAACCCUUUUAUGCCUAGUCUGUUUUUACCAGUCUUUUGUGGUACGGAUGGGCGAGCCUUAUUUUGACUGUAAAAUGUUAACCAGUAUGUGCCUUGUUAGCCUGGUCUUUCCAUGCUUCUCUGGUAGGCUAAAGGCCUGAUGCGUAUAUAAAAGCUUGGUUUCCACGGAGUUGUUGGUGAGCCUGGGGUCUAUUUAUUACAGCUUAAUUUUAGAUGGGUAAUUAUACGUGAAAUUAUUAUUUUAGAAUCUAAACAGAGUAGCGACACUUGAAAAUUACAGUUAAAGUUUUGUCGAAAUGACUCUUAGUUCAAAGUAUCAUCUGAAAAAGCUUGGUAAGCCUGUUUGGUUUUGAUAAAUACCGUGAACGACGUAUUUUUAAGUAGGAGGGAACGGACUCAUGAUACGAUAGAUGGACAUGAUAGUUCAAAAACCUUGAAAACAAGUACAAAAGAACACUGAGGUUUUCGCCUUUCAGAAAUCCAAGUUUAUAUUUUUCUAAACGUUUAGUUGCUUUCAUCGAUACUAUGUGCAGGUAACAAAAUGGCGGUUUUUCUCUAGUAAAAAUAAGUCCAGUUGAGAGAGGAAUACAAUUGUUGUUGUUUUUUAUUUCUUUUCAACUCGGAUUCCUGUUGAUAACGAUGGAGCUCUGAAUUUUUCUCUUCCAUGUUUGACCAGGAACAUUGGGUACAAAAUGUUCUUCCAUAACAAGGUGGUGGUACCCUAUGGAUAUGGUCAAAAGAGGUCAUUGUCCGUGUUUCCGUUCAAGUGCGUUUACAGCCGAUUUGGCUUUCCGUAAGGAACUGUUUUAA
Messenger RNA from Porites evermanni, 8317 nucleotides. The record is from the annotation of a GenBank genome assembly. Lineage: Eukaryota; Metazoa; Cnidaria; Anthozoa; Scleractinia; Poritidae.